This is a messenger RNA of Pocillopora meandrina, 8409 nucleotides long. Lineage: Eukaryota; Metazoa; Cnidaria; Anthozoa; Scleractinia; Pocilloporidae. The record is from the annotation of a GenBank genome assembly.
GUCAGUUUUCUCUGAUAACAGCAAGACUCUUUGAAGUAUUCUCUUUUGUAUUACUUUUAAUUAUUGAUGUCAGCUUAUUAAACUGAUUUUGCAGUAUAUCAUGUAUCACAUUGUGUAUGGUGUGAUCAGAAACUUAUACCUAACAUAAUGUAGGUGCAUAUCCUUGUCAUUUAUGCAUCUUUGUAAUAUGAUAUUAGGCAUUGGAUGCUUAAUUGGCAAUGGAUCUUAUGCUGCAGCUUAUCCCUUACACGAGGUAAAAAAUUAAUUGCAAGUUUUGUUUUGUUUUGUUUUUUUGUCUUCAGUGUAACAACUCCUUGCUGUGAAACUUAAAAAGUGUCCAAGAAAUUUACUAUGGUAUAAUUUGAUGGAUCACUGCAAUUUACAAUGAUUUCUCUAAGUUUAAAAAAUGAGCAGUUCCUGAAUGAUAAUCCUUUAGAAGAGAAUAUCAUAGGCUUUGAAACUUCUCAGAAUUUAGAGUGACUGAAAACAGAGACUUGAAGGGCAGUGGUGAACAAAUUUAAGGGCCCUCAUAUUUGCACAUGAUUAUUAAGUUGAAGGCCCAAGAAGGCUGACAUACAGUUAUAUCAUACAAAACUUAAAAUUAAAAACCUUGUCUCCUGUCAGGAAUUAAAGGGACAUGAAAAAGCCAAACAAAGCUAUAUAGGUCAUGGUUCAUUUUUUGUAAGUGCACUCCAUCUGGUUGAAUGAUCCCAUGCAAGGGACUGGCCAGAGGAAAAGGCAACAUACUGCAUCAGUUUUCUCAGAGUGAUUUGGAGUCUAAUAAUGAUAUUUUCCUUGAAUCAACAAUUAUGUCAGGUUGCUUGAACAGGAUUCAGCCAAAUGUUGGCAAAGUUAGCCAACUGUGUUUUCUUGUCAUUUAUUUCAAAAAGUACAGUAAGGCAUUCUUGUGAGAUCAAAAUUUUAGAAUGAAAAUUUAAUAGAAAGAAGGAAUAACAUCAAACAACUACAUGCCCAUAUGUUUAGUCAAGUGAGAGUUGGACAAUGGAUGUCUUGAUCCAGGGAACAUUAAGCUUGUUGUACAUGGGGAGCUAUUCAGACUGAUACAUGUACAUUGUACAUGUAUAUAAUAGUAAUAGGACUAAGAGGAGUCCAAUUCAGGCUGUAAUUAUCCAAGUGAUUAUCAAAAUCCGAUGAUUGCACUGUGAAGGCAUCCAUUGUACCUUUUCAUUAAAAGAAAACAACAGUUAAAGGGGCAAAAUGUGAGACAAUAGCAUGCACAUGCGACACCUUCUUUCCACUUACACAGGCAUGGUGUGUUAAUUGCCCUAUUACACUGUCCAAUUACAAGGAUGAUGUGUACACUGUCCUAUUAGUGUUCAAACUGAGCUGGAGAACUCAAGAAUUUUGUUAUAGUUUUCAUCAAUGAAACCAGGGAUUUUGAGUAGCAACAAAGCAUAAUUGUACUUCAGGCCAAUUUUCAGGGUAUGCUUUUUGUUCAUGACCAUCAAAAUAAUUCAAUCAGACUUGAACACAACAUGUACGAAAAUCAUGUUGUCUUAAUCAUAUCUAGGACAACUGUGUGGUUGUCAGUUGUUCAUAACACAAACAAAAGUAUUUUUUUAGCAUUUUGAAACAUGUUCUUUUACCUUUAGGUGUUGAUGUUACAAAUUAAAGAGUUGCAUUUGAUUUUUUUUUUACUGGAGAGAGGUAAAAGAGAUGGAUUUGGCAUAUGAUGAGCACACUGUAAUUUAUAAUUACUUUAUCAGGGAAUUUGACAUGUAGAGAUCUAUACAUUGCAAAAAUUACCACAAUAAUGCAUGGAAUAACUUGAUACAGUACCAUCAUUUUUGUAUUUUACAAAGGUUGAUGUAGGGCACUUAUGAAAAAGAUCAAUCCAAUGAUCCUCCAAGACCUGAAAAUGCCAGACAGGUAAUUUUUUUAUUAUUAUUUUUAAAUUAAUAGACCUCGUAAGGUUAAUUAGUUUUGUGUAUGUUGUUUCCUGUUAAGUUUACAGUGUACAUUGUGUAUGUACAACUCGGACCUAAUAAACUCCUAAACAAAUCUAUAGUAUGCAGUCAUUUCAUACCCAUACUCAUGUACUCAUUCAUUUUAUACUCAAGCUGGGUACAAAAUGACUCAACUAACUGGGUAUGACAUGACUGUGGGUGUGAAACGAUCGGUAACCCAAUCUAUGCCAUCCUAUUACCAUCUCUUCAACUUACACUUUAUCAGUUUUGUAAACUUCUUUCAAAGCUGAUUUGUCAUUCAAGCUACAGUACAUGUAACCUUUUUUUUCAAAGAUGUAAACAUCAAUUCUCCAUCCAGUCUAUAUACCAUACAGCUUUUACAGUUUAUAUAAUCAAACAAUACUUUGUCCCCUGAAGUUUUUUCUUUCUUCUUAUCACAUUCCUGCUUUUAGAUGUUUUAAGGUAAAUUCCUAUUCUGUAGGAACUUGUAAGAGGAAAAUUAGAGUCGAACAAGUCAAAUCACCAAAGAAAACUUUGUUUGUUUGUUUGUUUUUUCAUUGAAUUUUCUCCUUCCCAAAUAUUUUUACUUCUACCCCUACUCUUGAUAUUCUUUUCAAGCUUGUGUUCAGAUAUAUCAGACUCGAAACUUUUGAUAGCUUUUCUCAAUAUUUUCUUUUAAGUGCAGUUAUAAAUUUUUCUAUUGCAUUGUUUUUUCCAGUUUUACAGUUGGUAAUCAAUGAUAGUUUUAUUUGUGGGUUGUUGCUAUUUCAGUUGUUGUUUGACACCUGGGUUAAAGCACAUUGCUGGUACAAAAUGCAACCAUUGGAUCAUAUCAGGUAAAAUCACUUACACAGGACUGUUUAACUCAAGGUGUGUGUGUCAUUUUUUGUUGUUAAUAAUUGUUUUGGUUGAUUAUUCAUUAAUUUUGUUGCAGAGAUUACUUUGGAGAGAAAAUUGGAAUCUACUUUGCUUGGUUAGGUAAAUAUAAUUAAUGACUUCAAAUUUCAUGUGCACUCUGAUUGAAGUAAGUUAUUGUUUCAGCUGUUUAAUCAUGGCUGCAUAUAAUUUUUAUUUUUGGAAGAACACAUAUUAAAGGCUAUGACUGUAUUCUAGUCAGCCAGUGAGACUCAAGGACAUUGCACAAUGCAUGAAGUUUGGAUGUCAAUGACGAAAACAGUGUCAUCAAACAAAUGUUACUCUCUUGACUGUUUGACAGGUUUCUACGCAUGGAUGUUGCUCCCAGCAGCCAUCAUGGGCCUUGUUUGUGUGAUUUAUGGACUUGUCAGACUGGAGUCUUAUAUUCCUGUGUAAGUGAUGAGUUUGGCAAGGCCUAUAUGUGCAUUCUAUCAUAUGCAAAGGCCUUAUAUCCAUAUCAGCCGUGAAAUGGGCUCAUUGAGGACUGAGAAUCUUAAAGUAUUAUUUAAAGUUGUCGUGAAAUGGAACAAAAGAAAAAUAUACUUGGUGAUACAUUCACAUGUGCUAUUUUACAUAACUUUCACUAUAAUGUGCAUCCAGUGUUUACUAUUACUGCCAGUGGUAAGCGUUAACAGUGUUGCAAUCACUGGUUUUAUACUGAAAAAACGCAAGUCAGAGAACGAACUUUUUUUUUAUUUUUGUGUAAACGUGGCUUUCAGACACGUAAAACCAACUGUAUGUAUGUAUCUUUUGCUCAGGAAAGACAUCUGUGAUACGUCUAAGAACUUUCCCAUGUGCCCUCGCUGUGACAAACGCUGUCCAUACUGGUCUUUAUCGGACACAUGCAUCUAUUCAAAGGUGACUUAAAGAACAUUUUCACCUCUUACUUCAAGUUCCUUCUUUUCUUCUUCCUCGACUUCUUUGCUAAACUUUUUUAAAGGUCGCUAUUUGGCGACUUAACCAAAAUUGUCAUUCUCUUCACAGUCAACCAUACAAUUCUUAUAUUGUUUGUUCAGAGAAUUUAGUAUUGGAACAACUAGUUAUCCCCAAAUUGAUAUUUUUCUUUAUUAUUAUCACUUAUCUGGUUGAUAUUAUAUUGAUAUUGUAAGGAAAAAUUCUGUCUUGGUCACUCAUGGGAGUUAAAGCGUUAAAAUCAAGAAAUGUUUGCCAGAAAUGGAGAAAGAAAGGAAGAAAGCAGAGAAAGAAAUUUUGUGCAACAUUGAAUUUAAACACCACAGUUUCUUCCUGCUGACCAUGAUGACCAAAUGACCGCAGUGUGAGGCCCUGUGUCCCAUUAAUAAUUGAUGUAGCCCCAUGCUAAAGGGGCUACACGUAGCAUAAACCAUGAAUUUGGAGACAAUUUAUAAUAAUUAACACAUUAUUUUGCUCGGAAAUAUUCAUCUUUGUAGUUCGUUUUUCAGAAGUUAUCUAUCUAGUUUUAUCGUCUACAUGUACUAAUGCCCUCUUUGAUUCUCUUCAGGUGGCUUACGUUUUUGACAAUGAGUUUACUGUGGUUUUUGCCAUUUUUAUGUCGAUUUGGGGUGAGACCUUUUUUUUAUUUUUAAGAAUAAUUGCUUGUGUAGUAAACUGUGUCAGACCCCGAGGCUCUAUUGUUGACAUCUGUACAAUUCAUAAAUGGCUAGCACGUGGAACCUUAAGUCUAAAUGUUUAAGCCCUGGUGUGCUCAUUAUAUUGAGUUGUUGGGCGAGAUGAUUCACUCUGAGAAUGCUUCUCUCCACCCGGGAGUAUAUACAUUUUGGCAACGCUGAAUAGUCAAAGAAACUUGACAGAAUGUUUGGGCAACUUGUACUGAACCAUCCCGUUCAAGAGUUGAAAAAAUAGCUAAUGGAUUGAUUACCGAACAUUUCAGAAAUAGGAUCAUUUUCUCUGUGACUUUCACAGAAAGGAGACUUUGAUUUUCUUUCAGGGUCGUAAUGUUAAUGCAAUACUUUGCUGAUGAUCAUGUGUGUAUUUGUUACACAGCCACCAUGUUUCUUGAGUUUUGGAAGAGGCGGCAGGCAGAGAUUGCUUACGAAUGGGAUCUAUUGGGAUAUGAGGACGAAGAGGUACGAUAUUAAUUAAUCAAUCAAUGUAUUUAUUUAUGACUUUUGUUAAUUAUUUGUAAGAAGGCAAAGAUUAGGCUUGGCAAGGUAAGCUCAUGCCGUUUAGGAUUUAUCCAGGAACAAAAAACCACACUACUUACUUCUCCGUGUCGAUUUUUCUUUCGUUUUGUGAAUGGUGCUUUAAAUGUAAACGUUUUUGUUGAUCUUGUUGCAUGUUAUAAGCAAUUAAUAUUAAUCUCACGAAUCUCUGAACUAUGUUCGUUUGAACUCAAGGUACAGUUUAUUACUUAAAAAGACUCGCAAAAACUUGACCGUCAGUCCUGUUCAGUGUGUUUUUCAUUUGACCAUCUUUCCAUAAAUGUACAAGCUCCAAUUCAUUAUUCUGCUUUAGGAACAACCUCGUCCCGAGUACGAGGCAGUAGCGAUUGAGACCCGUUUGAACCCCAUCACGAAAGUGGAAGAACCUUUCAUAUCGCUUGGGAGGAAAGUGCCCGGAUUUAUUUGUAGUUUCAGUUUCAUCAUCUUCAUGGUAAGAACUGGAUAAUGUUUAAUAAGGCUCAAUGUGAUUUUGGCCAGGUUUAAACCGAGAUAAUGCAACAGUUUCACCAGAGCCUCCCAAGGGCAUUGAUGUGCAUUACUACCUUACUGCUUUGUUUCCUUCCUUCCUUCCUUCCCUCCUUCCCUCGCCCCCUCCCUCUUUUGGGUGAGUGUCCAUUCCGCGCACCGGUUUGUUGGUGUUGCGUUGACAGGUGCCUGGAGGUUGGCUGCGGCUUGAUUGCUGGGAGAUUGCUUCCCUCCUAUGGUGUCAACUGUUCGCAUCCACCCACCCACCCACCACCUUGAUACUAUUGGGCAUUGCUACUUGGACGAGGCGAAACGCUCAUAUUACUGCAACAAUUUGACCUUUUCAAAUCUAGAUUUACCUGAAUUCUGUAGCCCCGGCGUCUUUUGCAAGCUAGUUAUAACCGACAGAAAAACUGACUUUUGGUCACCGGUAUGGCUCGUAGUGUUUUAAAAGAGGAUAAGAGGUGCAACAGCGAAGUUCUGAAUUUUGAUCUAUAGUAUUAUGGUCUUUGUAUCGCAGCUGGCGCUUGUCGUCAUCGCCGUGUUUGCUGUUGUAGUAUACCGUGUUGCAGUAUACGCGGUGUUAGCCGCAAGCAGCGACUACAACAUGGGAGCUGUAAACAUGGCCACGUCCGGCACUGCAGCUCUCCUAAAUCUCAUUACCAUCAUGCUCCUCAACAAGGUACCCGCAUAAACUUAUCUUUUUCUAUGGAGACGGUACACAACUAGUAAACAUCUUGAGUUAAAUUUUUGUUGUCUGCCCUAUCAUGUAGAUGUUCGUUUGCAACUCUUACACAGCGAUGGUUCCUACUUGAAUGAGCAGAUAUUAGUUAACCCUUUAACUCCCAGAAGUGAUGAACAUGUAACCUCUCAAUCAGAUCUUGGGAGUUAGAGGGUUAACAGUACAAGUUCAGCGGAUGGUUUUAUACCUUGGAGUAACAACUGAUCAUUUAGUGUGAUCCUCAGGUGACUUCUUUUUGUUAAUUAUGUUAUUUUAUCUCCAGGUUUACGAAAAACUGGCCGAGAUUUUGACACGUUGGGGUACGUGUGUAGAAAAUGAAUUGACCUUCAUUCAUGCUUUAAGCUAUUGACCACUUUACUGAUAUUGAAUCAUCAGUGCAUCCGAUCUUUCAACUGACCUUAACCGUACUACUGUACUCGUGCACGUUGUGGUCAUUACACAUUACAUAAGAAUUUUUAAAUUUAAAAUUAGUAGCCGAAUCCUUCCGUACCUCUAAACUGCAUUGGCAUGCGGCGUCGAAAGCUAACAAAGUAGGAGGCAAUAAGGAUAGGGUUAAAUUCAUCAUCUGUUUUUAUUUCAGAGAUGCCUCGCACCCAGACGGAGCUUGAAGACAUCUUUUCAUUUAAGAUGUACCUUUUCCAGUUUGUGAACUUCUAUUCGUCACUCUUUUAUAUUGCGUUUUUUAAACUCAGGUGAGUUUAUGUCAUGAGUAACAAUGGGAAAAAAGUUACUUAGAGUUCUCCUAAGAAAGAAAACUCAAAAUCGUAGACAUUUUCGAUUGUCUGGGAUGACUGACGACAAAUCAGUUAAAUCGAGAGCGCUUUUUUUUACUGACGCAACCCAGAUUUUUGCGAUGAUCUGCGAUUUCUGAAGGUUAAUGAAAACUCCUAUUUUGAACUGUCGUUAGUUUCAAUUUGCUACCAUUCCUUGGCUCCUGUAGCCCCGAGUCCCAAAUGAAGUGGUGUCUGUUCUAUUUUUCGCCAACCAUCAGACAAUCGGAAUGUCUACGAUUUCGAGUUUCAUUAAUUAGAAAACUCUGGAAUCAUCAAGAAAUAUUGAAAUCACCGACUAUCUGGGAUUUUUCCCGCCAGCCUUAAGUGUCAUUGUUUUUCUCACGAUUUAGGCUCUUCGAAUGACAUGCAGAUCGUGAUCUUUCCUCACCCAUUUGCUGUUGCCCGGUUCUGCUGUUGUCUUGUUUCUUUGUGAUGCUGUGUUGUGAUACUGACGAUCAAAAACAACAACAGGAGAGCCGUGUUACAGCGAAUCUUCGAAACGCACUAAGCUGUUGAGAAACAGCCCACCAAGUAAAAACAUCUUCAGAAAAAUAGUUUUACAUAAUUACCAGUAGGAACUUUUAUCUAUUUACAUAGAAGCGUUAAACACAUUAAAAAUUGUUUGGCAUCACAGCGGUAGAAUGAAUGUAUUGAAUCAUAUUUUGAGAAUAUUUCCAACUGGCAAUUAUAAGUUAUCUGUUUAGGGUGAGACAGAUUUUUUAUGCAUAAUUUUAAAAAUGGUACUGAACAGACCUACGGGGACAACAAUUUUCGUCCCUCUGGAAGAAAGAACUGCGCUGACAAAAAAAUUUUUGUUUUCAGCCCUGGAAGGCCCGCAGAAUUUAACAGGAUAUUUGGUUUUCGACAAGAAGAGGUAAGAAAAAGUAUUCGAUGUGUAAAGUUUUUUUUUUGUGACAGUUUAGGGUAUUUAAAGCUGCAUUGGGUUAAUCAGACGGUACUGUCGUCAAAAAUUUGCGAGAAAAGGAAGGAAAGAUCGUCUUUAGACAUUGUUUGUAAUUGAAGUAAAUAAUGUUUUUCGCCUUUGGUCCCAUUAGUUGGACCAGUUUAAAAAGGAUGCGUUUGAUUAGAAUUUAUAUCGUAAGGGUGUAUGUGAUGUUCGUUAAAUUUGACAAUGCAAGGUUUGCCGACUUGGAAAUAGUUGCUUUAACAAUUUGAAUCUUAUUUUUGGCUUUUUUAAAUAAGGCAUAAAAGUAACUGAAAAUAUCUUUCAAACAUAGAGCAGUUGUAAAGGAGAAUUCUGAGUUCAUUUUUAUGUUGUUCUGGCAGUGUAAUCCGGCAGGUUGUUUAUUUGAGCUCUUGGUCCAGCUGGCAGUUAUCAUGGUUGGAAAGCAGAUCUUCAAUAAUUUUAUUGAAAUAAUCGUCCCGUAAGUAGCUCGUAAAGAGAUGAGGUACAUUUUUAACGU